CAGAAAGAACAGUAAAAAUGCAGGCAGGGCACAGGACAAAGCAGUAGGGACAAAAUUGUAUUGAGUAAAUGUCACUUUUAAAACUUUUGAAUUUCCCGCCGGCUCCGUCCCCCAUACGUCCCGAUGCUCGCAGGGACCGGAACCUGGAAGACAGAUGCUGGCAUCGGCCGGAGGAGAUGGCUGGGGAUGCUGCAGGGGGGACAUCACGGGAGCGCAGGACAAGGUAAGUGAAACAGGGAUCCCGGAGCAACGCAGCAGGGAAAUCCCGAGUGUAGCUUGGGGUUACCGCUUUUGGUACUGAAA
Molecule: messenger RNA, 303 nt
Organism: Staurois parvus
Lineage: Eukaryota; Metazoa; Chordata; Amphibia; Anura; Ranidae
Source: the annotation of a GenBank genome assembly